AUGAUUCGUCGCACUCGCCCCGCGCUUGCAAGCGGGUGCAAGCUCUCGCUGCUCUUGCUUUGCGUGCUGCUGUUGGCCGCUCGUGUGACCCAUGCUGCCAUCUCUGGCGAGCCAGUGAACUGCCCCGCCUCUCUUCAAGCAGAAGAAACACUUUGCGAUGGUCUCGACAACGACUGCGAUGGCCGCACUGACGAGUUGGACCCCGUCGCUGCGAACGAAUGCAACACCGGACUGAAGGGCGCUUGCGCGAAAGGAUACUAUCAAUGCCACCCAGUGACUAAGGCUCGCGUCUGCACUGGUCCAAAGCCCAUGCCCGAGACAACCAACGGCAUUGAUGAUGAUUGCAACGGCGUUGUUGAUGAUGUCCCGAACGUGGCUACCGCCAUUGUUUCGCGCGCUGCCCUUGUGCGCGCCACCGGUAUUAGUGCAUCGCUGACCAACACGUACGAAAUGGCCCUCCGCCAACGCGGUAUUGACUACGACGUGCUUUCCACUACCGCCCAAUUUGAUAACGCUUUCCCCAAUCUGCGAGACCGCUACGGCCUCGUUGUCAUUCCCGGCUCUGCCAACUCCAACUGGCUGACGGCGGCCCGUCGCACCCAGCUCGAGUCGUUUGUUUCCGCCGGCGGUGUGAUUAUGAUUUUCAAUCCCGAUGGCGGCGCUUCAUUCAACGCCUUGGCUGGUAUCGGCUCGAUCACUGCCCGCGCAGACGUUUCGUAUCUCCGCAUCGACCCUGCUGCUCAAGCACCCAUCCUGAAUCAGGUGGACACGGUGGAGGAGCUCAAUCUAUACCUUAACGGCUUCGUGCCCGACAUCAAGCGGGAUGCGCGCGUCAUGAAUCUCGGCUCUGCCACCAACCUGGCCACCUUCUACACUGGCGCCUCCGGAGAUGUCAGUGUCGGCUCUGGUAUCGCUCGCCGCAAGGUCGGGCUCGGCUCGGUGUACACGUUUGGCUUCGACAUGUACACGUACGUCUCGUACACUUGCUACAUUAACUGCUUUGACCCAUCGCUGGAUGUCCUCGCCAUGAUGCUGCGCGACGGUCUUCGCGAAGGUUGCCAGGGUCACAGCGUCGUCAAGCACACCGUUCCCGGCUUUGAGGACUCGAUCCUGUUCAUGAGCACCGACACGCACGACUACUCGGAUACUGUGACUGGCAUGCUCCACACUGUCAACGAAGUCACGCCUCGUCCGAGGAUUAGCUUCUUUGUCCAGACUACCACCGAUGACACAGACCCUCAAGUCAUUGCUGAGAUGUGUACUCUCGGCCAGUGCCCCGUCGGUGGCCACACUGUUUCUCACCUCGAGACUUUCAAUACUGUUCCACUGGGCACGGGCAAGGAGAGCCUUGCUACUGGAUACACGGGCACGUUUGAUGAGUCGCCCGGAGACUGUACGCUUUACGGCGAGAUCAAGGUCAACAAUGAGAUCCUGCUCCGCGCCACGGGCAGCAAGAUGGUCAUGUUCCGCUCGCCGUACCUGAUGCUCAAUCCUAACGAGUACCCCGUCCUCCAGGAGCUCGGCAUCAAGGCUUCCAGCUCGCUUGCUAUUGGUGAUCUCAAGGCCAAUCUGCCCGUCGACUUGUCCCUGUACGAAAACCUCCAAGGCAUCUUCAAGCACUCGAAUGUGUACGAGUUUCCUCUCUCGAGCGAGGACGGCCUUGUGAUUGAUGGCGUUCGUCAGGAUCUGGCUCCCCAAAACAUCAACUGGUUUCUUGGACGCUGGCAGUACAAUGUCCUCCAAAACCGUCGCAACGGUGGCAUGACCGUAGUGCUUGAUCACGACGGCUGGGGCGAGGGUCCUCGCAACGAAGGCAUCAUUUCGGCCAAGAAGCAGGCAAUGAUUGCCAUGUUCAACUUUGCCAAGAGCCAAGGCAUUCGCUACACUAUGGCGAUGAACGAGUUUACCGAGUGGUGGAUUUCUCGCAUCGGUGUCAAGGUGUCAUCCUCCUUUAAGAGUUCGACUGGCUACACUGGCACGCUGACUGGUGCUGCUGCAGAUACUGCGAGCUUCACCCUCGAGUUUGGCGAUGCCAUCCAAAGCUUCUCGUGCGCGCAAUGCGGCGCCUUCUCGAUCAGCGGUCGUCGCGUUGUUAUUGAUCUUUUGCGUGCUGGCGUCUCGGCCAGCUUUACUGCAACGGUCGGUGGCUCUUCGAAUCCCCCGCAGUCGUCCAACACUCCUCAAGCCAACCCCUCUACCACCCCGGCCAAAUCCACCACCAAUGCCCCGGCCAACCCGACUCCUACCGGCCCUCCUACCAACCCCCCUACCUGCUCUGGUGCUACCCGCGCCUCGGUUGUGGUCAACUCGUUCUCGUCCGCCUCGCUUUUCGCCAACGAUCUCGGCCUCGACAUGAGCGAUGACGGCUCCAUGGCUGGCUUUAGCAUUUCUGGUGGCCGUGCUUCCCUGACAUCGAAAGCAGGCGCCUACUGGUACACCUUGCUUGCCGGUGCCACGUGCUUUGACGCCACAGGUCUGAAUGGAGUGUCUCUCAAGAUCCGCGCGCCUCCAGGCACGACUGUGAAUCUCGAGCUGCACACGCGCAACGCGGCCUGCACCACGGUCGACAGCCGCUUGACCGUUGCCCUGGCUUCGUACGCCCAAGCACAAGGCGGCUUUAGCACUUCUAUUGACCGCACCAUUGUUGUCCCGUUCUCGGCCUUUGGCAAUGUUGUGGUUUCGCGCCUUCAUGCCAUCGUCCUUUCAGGCAUCACUGCUGGUGCGACCGUCUCCAUUGAUGAUGUGACCCUGACAGGCUGCCCGACAACGCCCGCGCCUACGACGACCGCGCCAGCUCGAUCUGUGACUCCUACUCCUGCUCAAUCUGUGACUCCGACUCCUUCCAGCGGAAACCAGUGCGCUGCACUUGUUGUGGACUCUUUCACGGAUGCAGUCAUUUCGACAAACAAUCUUGGCUUUGCGACGUCCGAUGACGGCACUGCUGCAUCGAUGAGUCAAACCGGUGGCCGUCUUGCCCUCGGGUUGAAGGCCGGCACUUAUUGGUAUUCGCUGCUUGCAAACGCCAACCAGUGCAACGACCUCAGCCGCUUCUCUGGCUUCUCGUUCUCGGUGCAAGCCCCCGCUGGCUCGUCUUUCACGCUUCAGCUGCAGUAUCGCUCAGCUUCGUGCACCGGCUGGGCAGGCUCGUCUAAUGUGCAAAUCUCCGGCCUCACUGGAGCUGUCCAGACCAUGACGGUCAGCUUCUCGCAGUUCUCGCCCGCGGUCCCUGCCAACCGUUUGUUUGCCGUCUCCCUCUUUGGCUUCACUGGAGCGUCGUCCGUCUCCAUCGACAACCUGUCGUUUGUCUGCUAA
Molecule: messenger RNA, 3312 nt
Organism: Capsaspora owczarzaki ATCC 30864
Lineage: Eukaryota; Filasterea; Ministeriida; Capsasporidae
Exons: 5
Coding region: 1-3312 (1103 amino acids)
Biological process (GO): carbohydrate metabolic process
Molecular function (GO): hydrolase activity, acting on carbon-nitrogen (but not peptide) bonds
Source: RefSeq, a predicted model, not a curated record